AUGGAUAUGUCUUCGAUGAGUACGUCUGCUACGGGAAUGGACAUGAGCAUGAGCAUGAGCAUGUCGCCAUCGACAUCAGCAACGGGUACAGCAGCUGGGGCGCCUGCUACGACCAGCAGCAGUAUGGGAGGCAUGGGCAUGGGCGGCGGCUCCUCCUGCAAAAUCUCGAUGUUGUGGAAUUGGUAUACUGUCGACGCCUGCUUCAUCUCUCGCACUUGGCAUAUCACGUCCGGCGGAAUGUUUGCCGGUUCUUGUAUCGGUGUCAUCCUUCUCGUGUGUUCUCUCGAGUUCCUCCGCCGCUUGGGCAAGGAGUAUGAUCGAUAUCUUGUCCGCCAAUUCGAGCGGCAGUCCUCGGAAAGAACACCUACCGAGUCUUCGGACGAGACCCUCAAUGCCACUCACCAUGCCGGAGGCGCAAAAGACGGAGCCGUGACAGUGACACGAGGCAUUGGACAGGGACGCACUUUCAAACCCAACGUGUUGCAGCAAUUCAUCAGAGCUUUACUUCAUAUGUUACAGUUUGGUGUCGCAUACUUCAUCAUGUUGCUUGCAAUGUACUACAACGGAUACAUCAUCAUCUGUAUCCUUAUCGGCGCUCUUAUUGGGUCUUUCAUCUUCAAUUGGGAAGCCCUUGGUGGGUGGCCUGGCCCAGGCGACGUAAAAGAUCCUACGGUUUGCUGUGGUUGA
Molecule: messenger RNA, 687 nt
Organism: Endocarpon pusillum Z07020
Lineage: Eukaryota; Fungi; Ascomycota; Eurotiomycetes; Verrucariales; Verrucariaceae
Exons: 4
Coding region: 1-687 (228 amino acids)
Biological process (GO): copper ion transmembrane transport
Cellular component (GO): membrane
Molecular function (GO): copper ion transmembrane transporter activity
Source: RefSeq, a predicted model, not a curated record